GACUUCUUCAUCAUCCUCAUCUUGUUGCACAGGCUGUCUUCAACUUGUGAACUAGCUGGUCACAUACAAGAAGACAUGGCCGCGUCUAACUAUUCGCUGAAGGUCAACAGAGACCUGCUGGACCCCAGCUUCGAAAGUUACAGAUUAUCUCUGGACGCCAUACCGACCUACAACGUAGAGCUGGACGCUGCUGUGGAGGAAGUCAAGCUGAAGGAUACUCAGUAUACCCUGGAACAUAUGCGUGCUUUUGGCAUGUACAAUUACCUGCACUUGGACCCUUGGUAUGAAGAUAGUGUUUUGUUUGUGGACUGCAAAGGGCGGGUUCUCAGCCUCAGCAUCACUCUGGACACCGCCCUGGGGAAGCCAAGAGAGGUCUACCGUAUAACCGCUGACUCCAGCCAGUGUGAGGAUCGUCUCUGCGCCUCCCUCAGCCUCACCUCUGCGACCUGGGCUGCCCUCUCUGACGGCACCGGCCGACUCUACCUCCUCCGCACUGGCAAGAGAGGAGACAGCUCCCAUAUGAAGUGGGAGCCACUGUUCAGCGAAGACAUGGGGGAGCCUUUCACCAUCCUCCACAGCAUCUCACAUGUCCAGGCUGGAGUCCACACCAUGGAGGUUCUGCUGCUCCGCAUCCAGAAAGACCCGCAGGAAACCAAGGGAAGUGGAUACUCCGUAUCUCUUGAGUGGAUCACAGUCGCCAACACUGCAGGACACGGUCAGGAGAAGAAGUAUGAGGUGAAGAAGAGGAGAGUCCUCAGGGGGAAGUCGGUGCCUCACUACGCAGCAGUGGAGCCGCAGGGGAAAGGACUGAUGGUGGCCUCGGAGAAACCGUUUGUCUUCACACAUGUGGACGGUCGUCCUGUGGAGCCGCUUCAGCCAGAGCCCAUGGAAGUGGAGAAGACAGAUCCCAUUUACUUCUGGCAGCAGACAGCAGAGGACAUCACAGUGUGUGUGCGAAUGCCAGAGGGUGUCACCAAGGAGGAGGUGAUCUUCAGGCUGACAGCCGACAACAUCAGCGUUGGAGUUCAGGGCUUCCCUCCUUUACUAGAAGGCCAGCUGUAUGCACCUGUAGACCCCGAGGCCAGCGCCUGGAUCAUCAAAAACGAUAAAAGCCUGGAGCUGACCCUGCAGAAACGCAGUGAGGGACCCAUGUGGCCGGAACUGGUGAUGGGUGACAGGAGAGGGGAGUAUGUGAUGAGUGACGAGCAGGCCGCCCUCAUCCAUGAGAGACUGACCCACCUCACCUCUGAAGACCUGAACGGAAACCCAGACAGGGACAAGCCCCCUUGUAACUCUCAGGAGCUGGAGGACUGUGAUGGGUUCCCAGAGGAUAGCUCCAGCCUCACACACUUUGACGGAGAAUCGCUUAAGCCCACUCAGGUGGUGAAUCUAGGCAGCCAUCAGUACCUGUUCACAGUUGACGUGAACCCCUCUGAAAUGCCGUGCCUCUGUCUCCGACAUGACGUGGAUGCUCUGGUGUGGCAGCCGCAUCCUGACCAGCCCAGUAACAUGUGGGAGCACAUCGCCACGUUCAACGCCUUGGGCUACGUGCAGGCAUCCAAACGGGAUAAGAAGUUUGCGACCUGCGCUCCAAACUUUUCCUACGCUUCACUGUGCGAGUGUCUCCGCCGUGCUUUCAUCUACCGACAGCCGUCGCCGGUGGAGACCGUCCUCUUCAACAGGAAGCAGGGUCGUCAGGUAGGACAGGUUGCCAAGCAACAAGUGGCCAGUCUGGACUCAGACAAACCAAUCCUGGGCUUCAGGGCAACCAAUGAGAGACUGUACAUCCUGACCUCCAGUAACCUCUUUGUUCUAAAGGUCAAUAAUAAUUAGAUUUGGGACUCAGACUGGGACUUAGUUUUAGAUUUUCAUCUUACUACCUCCUAAAAGUUCGAUCAUUCCAAAAUAAAGAUGAGUUAUCUGCCACAACUGAAACAAAAAACUUCACCUGCCUGUGAUGAAUUCUUUCAUUUCUCCUCAUGCUUCACUUUUCAAGCCUUCUGUGUUGGAAAACACCUAAAAGAUCAACAAGUAAGGAAACGUUCUAAAGGAGAAAUGAUAACGAUAAUAAACAUUCAUGAGCUGAAGGUUUUUAAAUUUGUUUAGAAAAUUAAAUAAUAACUUAUAACUCAACACACUGUUUUCUCGUGAACCCCAUUUAAUGAUACUGGAUAUUUCAUAAAUAUACAUUUCGUACAUGUAGUGCCUUAUAGAUGCUCACUGCAUUUUUGCAUACAUUUGUAAUUCCAUGAAUUCCAAUGCAGAAAUGUAAUUGCAUACAUUUCUCUUAAUGGGUGAUGGAUUUACUGCAGGCUGGCUGCGUUUCACUGAAGGUUGGCUGUAGUAUUGUGUCAGAUGGUCAGUGGGGAGGAGGACGCUGAGGAAAUCCCUCUCCUUGCCUUAUUUUACAAUCAUCACAGUGGAAGAAUGAAAGAAGUGAAGACACAUUUCCAUAAAUUUACAUAAAUAUGUUUCACACAUCACACUGGCUCCUGCUGCAUUAGACGCCAUCUUGGAUGAAUCAGUUGGACCUGAAGCCUAAAAUCCCAAGAGGCCUAAAAAUUCAAUCAUAUCUUUUCCAAUUGUUGUUUUUCUUUUUUCUUUUUUUUUUUCUGGUGGUGGUGAAGGUUUAAAUGGAAGCGCUACACUUACAAGCUACGAGUAUUUUUAUAAAUAGUGCAGAUGUCAUCUGAUGCAUUUUUCCUCUCAGCUAUUAAACUAGAGUGCAUGUGCUACUUAGAAACCUGUGAUAGAUAAUGGAGAAGAGUUCACGUUUUAAGCUUUUGUACAUUUCCUCCAGCAUCGAGCAUGGAAACAGCUGCAGCAUGUAUUAGCCGUGAACCCCCAUUUUCUUUUUGCAUCUUUCUGCCGAAGACGAAAUCCUGCCAGUAAACAAACAUUUCUGCCUCGCUUGUUCAGCAGUGACAUUUUCUUGUUCCAUUUUUACGAAACCCUGUAGAGGACCACUCAUCCAAUCGACCAACCAGAUACGCAAAGAUUCAAGAGACACGCUAAUGGAC
This is a messenger RNA of Toxotes jaculatrix (banded archerfish), 3020 nucleotides long. RefSeq names its product NudC domain containing 1 (gene nudcd1). NCBI's taxonomy places the organism in Eukaryota, Metazoa, Chordata, Actinopteri, Toxotidae. Bases 76 to 1833 code for a protein of 585 amino acids. The record is from RefSeq and is a predicted model, not a curated record. The transcript has 10 exons.